AGAGAGAGAGAGAGAGAGAGAGAGAGGGAUGUGCUAUUUGAUAAAACGACGACCCAACUCGUUCUUCAAAUCGAAAAGCAAAAUUCAGUCUCUGGCCUUGGCUUCUGCAAACUUGUAUCCUGUUACUUGGAUUUUCUUUCUUCUCUUUUCUCUGUUUUUGUUUCCUCUUUUUGUCUCUUGUGGUUUGAUUGUUGUUGCAGGUAGAGGAAAGAUCAUCAAACCCCGCCCAAUGGGUACCAAGAAUUCUUCUUCCAAAAGAAAAUCUUCCAAAAGAAAAACCUCCAAGACCCCCUCUGAGGCUCGGCAGAGGAAGAAAAGUAGGAGAACUAAAUCCAAGAAGCUAUAUCGUCGCGAUGAUUCUGUUUCUUCUUAUUCUGACGAUGAUUCUAGAAGUUCAAUGUCCAUUUCAUCUUCUAGUUCUCAUGAUCAUCGUAGAAGGGCUCGUUCUCGUAUGCGAAGUGAUGCAAAGGGUAGUAGGAAAAGAACUCGAAGCUCUCCGAGCCAUGAUAUUAGCGAAUACUCACGUCAUGUAAAGAAAAGGAAAGGGUCAAGGAAGAGCAGGUAUUCUGAGGUGAGGAAAAAAACUGGAAAGAAGAAGCGUAGGAGAGAUGCUAGUAUUAGUCCUAUAAACAGUGAUACCCAUAGCUGCUCAACUUGUAAAGGUGGGAGUAGCAAUAGUAGUGGAGAGGAUGAGAUUGUGAGGCCUAGAGGCAGAUCUAGGGAAAGCAAGAAAGAUAAGAGAGAUUUGAGCAAACCUAGUGGAACUAAAAAGAAAAAAAAUAGGUCUCAGAGUUCUUCACAUAGUAGGUCUAGCGACAGUAGUGAUUAUACCAUCAAGGAGAAAUUGGCAGCCGGGAAUGACUUGAGGCGUUUGAGAUCAGUUGUUAUUGUUACUAAACAACCACAGGACGAUGAGGAAAAAAAUUGGGAUAAGAGUGGCCAUAAAGAAGAGGUGGUAUAUGAUCAUGAUGAUUACCCCUCUUGCAGAAGCAAUGACAGUGAUGAUGGGGGAAGUAAGAGGGACUUGUCUCAUCAUGUCCCUGGCGCAUCUGAAAAGAGGAAUUUAGAAUAUGUGAAAGGAGAAGAUGCACUAAUUUCUAAUGCUAAUACAAUUGAACUUACAGAAAGUGGCAAGGACAGUGGGGGCCAGUAUGAUGGUAGUAGUUCUCGCUCAGAUGGGGUUGGGGCAAAUAAUUCCACUAAGGGAAAUAAGAGAGAGGUUUCUGCUGUUGCCUCUAGUUCAAAUGGUGAUGAUUUGGAGACAAUCUUGAGGCAAAAGGCUUUGGAAAAUUUAACUAAGUUCCGAAAAGGGCUUCACACACAUGUCAGGACUCUUCCUGAUCAGAAAACUAGGAGUGACAGUGAUGUGAAGCAACCAUCCAGUGCAAAAGCAGAGUUUGUUCAAAUCAAAUCACCCAAGUGGGUUGAUCUUAGAGUGGUAGGUGCACCUCAGGUAGUCGCUCAGAGCACUAGGCCUAUGACAGGGAUAGAGCCCUCUUGUCCUACAAUGACUGAUGGGAAGAUUUCGGGGGGAAAAUACAGUGGAACUGAACCUGGAACUGCUAAAUGCUCUGCUGUUUGUCCUCCAUAUCGGGCUACUAUCUCUGGUAAUCCUGAAGAAAAGGACCUUUCUUGCGCUGAUGCUGUUUUUAAUAAAUCUGAACCGGGUAGAUCUGCAUUGAGGCAGGAAUUAUCAGGCACUUGCUCCACCAUAAAGCAAGCACCCACGUCACAGGCAUUUCCCAAGUUAGUGACAGAUAGUGGUGUAAAUAAGCGUGCAGUUGAAGCAUCUCAAACUGUUCGCAAGACUAAUGGUACUGAAGUUAGUAAUGCUCCUGACGGUUAUUCUUGCCUUAAACCCACUUUGGAAGAACCUAGCUCAAAAGAACGACAAAAUGAAGUUAAGGACAGUUCAGAGUUUGAGAAGAAGACAAUGUCGGUCAUGCGGGGUGGUGAAAUGGUGCAGGUGAGCUACAAGGUUUACAUCCCUAAGAAAGCCCCAGCUCUGGCCAGAAGGCAGCUUCGGCGAACUGGCUCUGAUGUCUGAUUCAUGCAUCUGUGCGGUACGAGAAUACCUAUUAGAAGCAAUAAUUAAUUUUCUUGCCACAUUGAUAGAACAAAGGGAUAGGAGACAUGAAGAAAUGAUUAGUAAUGCCUUCUCCUUCAGUGUGUGAACGCUUGACGAAGGGGAAUUUUUCUGGCAAGUAAUGGGGAUUGUAUGUGAGAGAGAAAUUAUUGCAAUGCUUAUGCAAUUAUCUUGGAGUAAUAUUUUUCUGUUCUGUUUUUGCUUGUUAAUUUGUUUGUUUUUUUUUUUUUGACAAAAAAUUUGAAAUAAAUGCAACAUUUUUUUGGGCAAGUAGAAUGCAAUAUUUUGUUGUUAGUUUUUUUGCUA
This is a messenger RNA of Cornus florida, 2392 nucleotides long. RefSeq lists its product as uncharacterized. The record is from RefSeq and is a predicted model, not a curated record. NCBI's taxonomy places the organism in Eukaryota, Viridiplantae, Streptophyta, Magnoliopsida, Cornales, Cornaceae. Bases 29 to 2047 code for a protein of 672 amino acids. The transcript is spliced from 3 exons.